AUGGCCCUGGGCUUCGUGGUCCUACUGCUGGUGGGGACAGCAGGGACAGCCUGCAAGGCUCAGCAGGUGCUGACCCAGCCGACCACCGUGCUGGUGCUGCCCGGGCAGACCGCCCGGCUGUCCUGCACCCUCAGCCCCCAGUACAACAUCACCGACUUCGGCAUCACCUGGUACCAGCAGCGCCCGGGGCAGGCCCUCAGGUACCUGCUCUACUACAACUCGGAGCACGACAACCACAAACCCGCCAGGAUUCCUGACCGCUUCUUCGCUACCAAAGACCUUGCCCGCAACGCCUGCAUCCUCACCAUCACGGACGCCCAGGAGGAAGACAACGGCAGAUAUUACUGCUCGCUGUCCUCCACCAACAGCUGGCUGUAG
This is a messenger RNA of Cygnus atratus (black swan), 378 nucleotides long. It is a transcript of the gene VPREB3, whose product is annotated as V-set pre-B cell surrogate light chain 3. The transcript has 2 exons. Lineage: Eukaryota; Metazoa; Chordata; Aves; Anseriformes; Anatidae. Gene Ontology annotation, biological process: immunoglobulin production; immune response. Bases 1 to 378 code for a protein of 125 amino acids. The record is from RefSeq and is a predicted model, not a curated record.